Ixodes scapularis (black-legged tick) is the source of this 3852-nucleotide messenger RNA. RefSeq names its product sphingosine-1-phosphate lyase (gene Sply). Gene Ontology annotation, biological process: carboxylic acid metabolic process; sphingolipid catabolic process. NCBI's taxonomy places the organism in Eukaryota, Metazoa, Arthropoda, Arachnida, Ixodida, Ixodidae. The transcript has 13 exons. Gene Ontology annotation, molecular function: pyridoxal phosphate binding; sphinganine-1-phosphate aldolase activity. The record is from RefSeq and is a predicted model, not a curated record. The coding region runs from base 293 to 1975 and encodes 560 amino acids. Gene Ontology annotation, cellular component: endoplasmic reticulum.
ACUAAAGCCAACGUUCCAAAACGCUGAGCAAAAUUUGCGCUUGUGAGGUGUGCCGGUGGCUGUGUAGGUGGGUGAAUGCUCGCUGUACGGUUUCCCUGCGUGCAUCCAAUGUAGCGCCGGUUACGUAAGCCGAGUGCAUUCGUUAUCCCGGGUAUCGCACUAUCAGGGGCAUGAUUCGCUCAUUGGUAACUGAUAAGUUUAGCGCGGCCGGUCGGUAGCGGUCUCGUCUGCCGCCGCGGUUGUGGUUUUAGCUUCGGGUUACACGAAAAUUUGCCCGGGCUGAGAAACGACGAUGACUGCCCUGUUGCUGCUGGAAUAUUCCCUUCAUGGCCUGGAAAGCCUCUACGCCUUCCUGGAUUCGCGCAGGGAGGCCGUCAAUAGCCGCUUUCAAUCCACGGAGCCGGCGUUCCUAAUUUUCGGUACCGCAAUUGUGACUGCAAUUGGCCUGCGACUUCUGUCGCGACUAAUUUAUGGCGAGGGCUUUGUUCCAAACGUCAGGCGGGGCAUCCUUGCACGGCUCAGAAACGCUCCCAUCAUACGCAUCUAUGUCAAGAAACAAUUGGACAAAGUUGCGCUCGACAUUGAGAGGUCCCUCAACAAACACUACGCCAAUGCCAAGUUCAUUUUGGAGCUGCCACAAAAGUCGUGGACGCCUGAAGAGAUCCUGACGGAGAUGGCACGCAACGACUCCAUGUGCAAGUUGGAGUGGAAGAAAGGCUGCGUGUCCGGAGCCAUCUACUCGGAGAACGACGAGCGGCUGGAGACGAUGAUGACGCAGGUGUUCCAGGCACACCUGCGUUCCAACCCGCUCCACUCGGAUGUCUUCCUGGGCGUCCGCAAGAUGGAGGCAGAGCUCAUACGCUGGUGUUGCAACCUCUUCCACGGGGGACCCGAGAGCUGCGGUUCGGUGGCAUCUGGAGGCACUGAGAGCCUAUUGCUGGCUUGCAAGUCUUAUAGAGAUUAUGCUUUCUCUGCAAAGGGUAUCGUCUAUCCAGAAAUGAUCGUUCCAGUCACUGCACAUGCUGGCUUUGAUAAGGCCGGCCAAUAUCUCCGGAUCAAGGUCAUUCCCAUCCCGGUGGAUCCCAAAACGAUGACUGUGGACGUGAAGAAAAUGGAGGCUGCCAUUACCAAUAACACGAUCAUGCUGGUUGGAUCUUGCCCCCAGUUUCCCCAUGGAGCCAUUGACCCCAUAGAACAGAUCUCCGAGCUAGGAGUAAAGUAUGGCGUUCCGGUCCACGUGGAUGCCUGCCUGGGAGGCUUCCUGGUGGCCUUCAUGGAGGACGCCGGCUUUCCCCUCCGUCCAUUUGACUUCAGGCUCCCGGGAGUCACCAGCAUCUCUGCCGACACCCACAAGUACGGCUACAGCCCCAAGGGAUCGUCCAUAAUAAUGUACAGGGAGCGCAAGUUCCACCACUGCCAGUUUACGGUGACCACUGACUGGCCUGGAGGUGUCUACUGCACUCCAACUGUGUCUGGCAGCCGAGCAGGGGCAGUGACGGCCUGCACUUGGGCCUCGCUGCUCUACUAUGGGCGGCAGGGCUACGUGGAUGCCACCAGGAAGAUCAUCACCACCACCAGGGAUAUUGUCGCCAGGGUGUCCGAGGUGCCCGGCAUCUAUGUGAUUGGGUCGCCCGACACGAGCGUGGUGGCCAUCGGCUCGCACGUCUUCGACAUCUUCCAACUGAUGGAGAAGCUGACCCACCAGCGGGGCUGGAACCUGAACCCGCUCCAGUACCCGGCGGGCUUCCACCUCUGCGUCACCCUGCUCCACGUGUCCGAGAAAGUGGCCGACCGCUUCGUCAACGACGUCCGCGAGCUCACCGCCGAGAUCAUGAAGGACCCCCCCAAGCCCAGCACAGGACAGGCUGCAAUCUACGGGAUGGCACAGAGCCUUCCAGAUCGCACUGUUGUAGAGGACCUGGCCCGUGCUUACAUUGAUUCCUGUUACAGCACACGCUACAUAGCGGACAGCUAGCCACCUAAUACACUUGGCAGAGAUGCUGCACUCUUUAAGAGGACACAUGCUUUCUCUCCCAGAAAAUCGUUCAACAGAAAAAAUUUGUUACAUGAUCAACAUUUUACUUUUUUACGAGGCCUCGCCCUACUUGACCUAUUCCUUGUCUUUUUUUAUUGUCUUCAUUAAGUGACCUCCCGGUUUCCCCUAGUCUUGGGUUUAUGAGAGAUGUUUUGAAGUGUGCCACCUCACUUGUUCUCUCACAGUUGUGUUUUUCUCUUGUUUUUCGGUCAACCUUACAAGUCGGGCGACAAACAUGUGAAAGGUUGCACUGCAUCGGUAGACAAUGCUGGAACGCAUUGGUGUCUCUUGCUGUUCGUGUUCGGUCGCUUGGAGUCUGAUUUGUCGAAGCGUGCUUGGAAAAAUGCAUUACUAACAUUAUACUUUUAUUUCUUGUUUUUGUUCUAAGUAGUACAUAUUUUUUUUCAGCCUUUCAGUUUCUGAAACCUUUAGGGCAUAUUGCUGUAUGAAGAACUGUCGACGCUUUGAGACAAUGUUGUGCUGGCCUUCUGUUCUAAAAAUUUGAUACAGGCUUGUCUUCGCUGCAAUGCUGAAAUUGCAACUUGUAAAUGGCAAUGAGUACUGAGUGCAGCUUUAAAAACGCCUUAGUAUGUUUUUGGCAUACAGAUACAUUCUGCAUGGAUACUGCACAACCCUUAAGUCUGGUUUACCUGAAUAGGCAAGGUUUAUAUUUCUAUGAAUAGUGAGGGUCAUGCGAGCCAAUUUUGGAGUUCAUAGAUCGAAGCAGAACUAGACAGCAUCUAUAUACCGUAACCAAAUUUGCAUUUCAUUGGCAGUUAAUAUAUCUACUGUAAAAUAUCGGGGGAGCACCUAUCACACUUUCUCUGAAAACAGUAAUAAUCUGAACAUGGGCGCUUGUCCGGUCAAAUCAGGCGCUUAAUGUAUAAUUUGCAGAAUUAAUUCCCAAGUUUGGAACAUGUUAAUAGUCGGCGCUUGAACAAAGUGGGUGCUUCACAAGUAUUUUACGGUAGUCAUUUGAAUUGGGCUUUCCCGGUUCAACUUGCCAAGUGUGGCUGCUGCAGUCGUAAAAUUGCUAUUUAGCAAAUCCUUCUAGAGUGGUAUCGACUUUUUCGUCAGCAGAUGCAUCAUUGUUGCAGAAAAUAUGAUCCUGUCUUUGUCCAUACAAGUGAAAUUUAGCUUUAGCCAUACUAAAAUUUUAGCUGAAGGCUAGGUUUUGCUUGAUCAACAGCAUUGCAGCUUUUGGUACAAAUAUUUGCUCUUAGAUUAUUUUCUAUCGAUAACUACCAAUGCUUGUUUCAUUAGUUCCAAUUUAUGCUCGAGCUGGACUCUGGAGUGAUCUCAUCGUGAAAGUAAAAAGUUUUGUUUGACUGGUGUAGUUGUGUGAUAAAUUUGUCUGUGCAUGUUACUUAUCAUUGUAGAGUUUAACAAUCAACAGAAAACUGAGGUGGGAUUGCUCCCCUUCACCAUGAAACUGACAUUCUUUAAGCUUUCUGGAAGUUUCAGGCGCUUUUCCAAAUUAAUGUGGUAGAAAUAUCUGCAAGCUUUAGUGGUCAUUGUCGGUAAAGAAAAAAUGCCAGGAUUCAAGAAUGAAAUUGCCAGAGGCAAUUCUAUGCCUUGCUGAGGCACCAAUAAAUUACGGCUGCAAUGUAAACUGGUUCUAUGGUGCAGUGUGAUAAACUUUUUUAGAUACUUUUAUCGGGCUUUGAAAGCAUACUUAUUCUUCAUUACUUCCACCGAACUGUCAGUUUUGUUUUCACUAGGUAUCUAGCCUCCAAUAUGUGUACUACAAAUUUAUUUUCACUGUUUACUGCUAUGAAGAGUGCAUUAAAUCAAGAAUAAAAGUAUUUACAAAGAAA